AUGAAUUUUAGUAUCUUUAUACUCUAUAUUUUUUAAAUAUGUGCAUUUUAGAUAACGGAGAAUGAGAUUUCAUUGUACCCAACAAUAGGAGAAUAUUAUGAAUACAAUAUAUAUGAGCUUGUAUAUGAAGACGCAUAUGUUUUAUAUUAAUAAGAAGAAUAAAAUCAUGAUUUGCAAUAAAUUAAUAACAUAAUUGAUAAUAAUUAUCAAUUAAAAUGGAUAAGUCAUCCUAAUAUUGAAAAUAUAUAAAUUAAGAACUAAUUUUAAGAAAUUGAUUUAAUAUUUGGAGAUUGUAUUAUAUAUAUGUUUGAUUAUAGAAUUUAAAUCCUUAUCAUCAAAUAAUACUCAUUUUGCUGGUCUCACAUUUGAAAAUGAAAUAAAAAUUUAUAAAUGGGAGAAUUAAGUGAUGAGAUAAAUUGGAUAAUCAUUAAAAAUAGAUAAUUAAUUUAAUUGUUUUAAUAUAGAUAUAUCAAGUAAUAAUAGAAUUUUAUUUGAUUGUUAUUAAAAUGAAUAGUUAUAUUUAAUGAAUUUAAGUGAUUCAUAAUAUAAUAUUGUGUAUUCAAAUAAUUCAUCUAUGCCUAUUAAAACUAAAUUAUAAUCUAUAGUUAAUGGUACUAAUAUAUAUAUAAUAUAUGCUUAAUAUUAUUAGAAUAACUCUAUUCUAUCAUUAUUUUCAAAUAAAUAUGAAAAUUUAACUUGCUGGAACAACAACUUUUUAGAUUUUAAUAUCCCAAUUAAAAUAGAUCCUUAUAUUUAUGUACUUACUUAAUAACAAAUCUUAUAAUUUUCUAUUUCAUCUAAUUACACUUUUGAACUCUAAUAUAAUUUCACUCAAGAUAAUAUUACUAAUUUUAUUACCAUUCACAGUUAUUACAAUUAUUUUACUUAUUCAUAAUGUGAUCAAAUAUUUGUAUAAUCAGAAUUUGAAGAAUCUUUUACGAUAAUCUCUUUAUGGGGAUGUGAAAAAUAAAUAAUUCUAUAGAAUAAUUAUAAUCAAUAUUAAUUUGAUUAAUCAAUAUAGACGAUACUCUAGAAUAACUAGUUUAUAAUAUUUUAAUAAAAUCAUUAAAUAAUUCUUUAUUAAUAGGCAAAAUCAGCAGUCUUUUAGUAUAAUCAUAUAAUUUAAAUAAAUUCCUUAUUAUAUUUUAAUGCUGAUAAUGAAUUAUUUUCAUUUAACUAAGUUAUCAAUACUUAUAAAAUAUAAAAUCCAUCUUUAUUAAUCAACUUAACUAAUCUAUAAGUUGCAGGACAAAAUGACAAUUUUUCUAUUAGGUGUUUUAGUUAAAAUAUAUUUAAAAACUAAAAUCUUAUAAAUAUUAUCUUUAAAUAUUGCCAAAGAAUGAUACUAAUAUUUAUGUAAUGUUUUAAUAGAAAUUUCCUUAAUACUAAUAUACAAUGCUGAAAAAAAUUACAAUAAAUUUUAUUAGUUUCUCAGGAAAACUAUUAUAAUAUUCGCAAAAUAAUGAUACAAAUUAUUUUAAUUUUGAAUAAGCAACUUAUAACAAUAUUAGUAAAAUGAUUAAUUAGAACUUUUAUUUAGUCUAAUAAUUGUAAACAAUCUAAAAUUUUAAUGAAACCUUAUUGUUUUUAAUUGGAUAUAAUAAUUAAUAAGUCUAAAUUUACAAUUGCUCUUAUAUUAAUGAUUCUCUCUAAUAUACUACAUUUAAUAAUAUCUCAAUUACUAUAAAAGCAAAUUAACUUUAAGUUGCUUAUAGCAUAUACCCUGAAAUAAUAAUAAUAGGUUUAAAUAACAAUUAGACAAUAUGUUUAAUUUAAUAACAAUAUGAUGAUAACAAGACUUUUACUUAAUCAAAUAUAACUUUUGAAUCAGAGAUCUUAGAAUUUUUAGUCACUUAUAAUAAUAUCAUAAUUUUAUUUAAUAAUUAAGAAAUUUAGAUAAUGACAUUGGAUUUUUAAAAUAUCUUUACCUUAAAUUAAACAUAUAUAAAUAAAUAUUUUAACAUUGAAUUCAAUCCAAUAUAGAUUAUUGUUAAUACACAAUUAUUAUCUUCAUUUUUAUACAUUAAUAAUAUCCAAAAUAUUAUCAUAGUCUCAAUAUAAUAAAAUAGCUUACCUAUUCCAAUUUCAUUGAUAUAGGUGAAUUUUACAAUCUAUAAAAUCAAUUUAGUAAACUAAUAAUUGAUUUUAUCAUAUCUUUGUUAUAAUAAUCAGUCUAUUUGUUUUCAAGUUUGGAAUGUUGAAAAUAUACCAUAAUAUUAUUAUGAGAAGAAUUUAUGUGAAGUUGAUAAUAAUGAUCAAAUAAGAAUUUCAUCAGAUAAUUUGUUCUUUUAUGUUACUUUUGCUAAUAAUUCUGUUUAUAUUUAUAAUCCUUCAUUACCAUAUCAUAUGAGUUUAUAUUAUAAAUUAGAAUUAACAUCACCUAUUUAAUGUACUGAGUAAUUUUAUUUAAGCGAAAGUUAUUCAUAAGCAAAAUCAAUAAUAAUUACUAACAAUAAUCUAUAUACUCUUCUUGCUGUUUAAACUUUUAAUCUAUCCCAAUAAUAAAAUUUAUAAUUUAAUAAUUCAAUAAACUACCCAUAAAUGAUUUAUAAUUAUACUGUAACUUCAGCAUUAAAUAACAAUACUUUUUAAUAAACUCCAAAUUAAAGUAUUACUUUAUAUUCGAAUUUCACAGUAAUUUAGAAUUAAACAAAUUUAUCAAUUUAUCUAAGUACAGAUAAUAUAAUCCCUGAAACUAAAUUAUUCAGAUAUCCAUUGAAUUUAAUUCUAGAUAGAUAAGUUGAUUCAUGUGGAUUGAUAUAUUUUAAUUAGAUAUCUCAAUAAACCAAAUAUUGUAGUUUAACUUAAUUUUCUCAUUAGUCUAGUAAAAUUUCUAAUAUUCAGAAUUACUCUUUAAUUACUUCAAUAAAUAACAAAUAUUUUGCUUUACAGAGUAACUCUUACAUUUAAACUUUAAGUAGUGAUUUAAGAUAUCUAUUUAAUUUUAAUUAUACGAAUCUUACUUUUAGUUAGUGCAUAAAUUCAACAUCAUAUAUUUACUAAUUAUAUUCAAUUUGUUAAAAUAGUACUUCAUAAUACUUACUUAACUUUACAUUAAAUUCUUCAGGGUUUAUAGUAAAUCUAAAUACAACUUAACUUCCUUAAACUUUUUCAAAUAUUUCCAAAAUGAGGAGCAUUUUAAACUAAAUAUUUAUCUUAGGUACCUUAAAUUAGAUGUAAGAAUUGUAUUGGUUUAAUUAAUCUAACAACAUCUUAUAAGUAAUAAUAAAUCAAUGUCAAGAUUUCUCUAUUGCAUAAAUACCUAAAGUUAAUUAAGAUAAUUAAUAAGAAUCAAUAAUUAUUUUCUUUAUUUAAUAGUCUUAAUUAGAAUAUAGAAUUAUGUUAAUUGUUGAUGAUAUAAACAUCAAAUUUCAUAAUCGUGUUAUUUUUUAGAUAAAUUUUGUUGACACAUAAUAUUAUCUUUAAUAGUAUUAUUAUUAUUAGAUUCUAAUUUUAUAAAUCUAUUCUAAAAAAGCUAUUUUACUUGUGAGUGAUAUUUAUUUUAGCUACAUCAUUUAUCUUAGAAUUCCAUUUUAAAGUUAAGAAAUUUAAAUUGGCAAAAUUUUUGGAACAAUUCCAAAUUAUGGUAAUUUAGCUAUUACUGCUAAUUCUUUUUAUUAGAAUGGAAUUUUGAUGCAACAAUUUAAAAUUCAAGGUUAAUUUAUAGUUGGAGCUUAUUAUUUAAAUAAUCUUUUAGAUCAAAAUUUAAUGGAACCCAUUUUGAUGUAAGGUUCAUUCCCUGCAAUAAAUAACUCUUAUGCAAUGAUUGUAAAUUAAGAAUAUCAAAAUGCAACAUUACUUACUAUUUCUUAAAAUAAGAUACAUAAUUACCAAAUUAGUAAUAAUUUAACCUGCGUAACUAAUACAAAAAAUGGUUUGAUGAAUGUUUUUUUUAAUUGUGAGAACGUAUUUUCAAAAGGUAUUUAUAAUAUUACAUUUCAUCUUCCUCCAAAAUUUCAUUUUAAUUUUAGUUCAUCAGCUUAUGCUCUAUUUUCUAUGAUUAUUUUACUGAUAAUAUUUUUUUACAUCAGAUUUAAAUACAAGACAAGAAAUUUAGGGUAUUUUAAUACAGAAAUUGAAUUAUGA
Molecule: messenger RNA, 4086 nt
Organism: Paramecium pentaurelia
Lineage: Eukaryota; Ciliophora; Oligohymenophorea; Peniculida; Parameciidae
Source: the annotation of a GenBank genome assembly